Molecule: messenger RNA, 1005 nt
Organism: Eutrema salsugineum
Lineage: Eukaryota; Viridiplantae; Streptophyta; Magnoliopsida; Brassicales; Brassicaceae
Exons: 5
Coding region: 1-1005 (334 amino acids)
Source: RefSeq, a predicted model, not a curated record
AUGGUACAUGUUUGUGCCUUAAUGCUUAAUGUCUGUUUCUUAAUGCUUUGCUUAAUGUUUGGUCGUGACAAGUCUGCACUGACCCGGAAGAUUACCAAAGUCUUCACCAACAAAUUUGAUGGUCCCUUUUAUAGCUGGAGACGAGUGCCUCAUGAAAGACAAGAGAGAUUCUUUGUUGAAUUCGCGAAAACUCACACCUGGGAUCCAUUAAUUACCGGUGUGGUUCAGGCAAAAUUUGAGAGCAUAUGUAAAAGCAGGAUGAAAGAUAUGGUCAGCAGAGCAAGAACUUCACGCGAGCAACCGCACUGGAUUGGAGAUACCCUGUGGAGAAAGAUGACUGCGUUUUGGGACUUAGAGAAAUCAAAAGAGAAGAGUUCAACGACAUCAGCAGCUCGGAUGUCUGAACGUGGCGGACUAGGUCCUCAUGUUCACUAUUCAGGUCAAAAGUCCUAUGUACAAAUCCAACAGGAAAUGGAAGAUGAAUUGGGAAGACCUGUGAGUCUUGGUGAAGUUUUCACCAAGACUCAUACAAAAAAAGAUGGUACUUAUGUUGAUGGAAAGGCGCAGAUAGUUGUUGAAACAUAUAAGAAGAACCUGCAAGAGAAGUUGUCUGCACUCGGGUCUUCAGAGCUAUCCGUAGAAGAGGAGAAUGACCUAUUUCUUCAGUCCACUAUCAUGAGUGAAAGAGGAGUUCCAUAUGGAGUUGGAAGCCUCUCACAAUCACAUGUUAAUGGAAAGCGGAAGUCUCCGGGAAGCUCCUCAGCAUACAACAGCCUUCACGAACAGCUACAACAAUCUCAGCGAGAGAUAGAAGUACAAGCGGCUGAAAAUGCAAGACGUGAAGCAGAGUUUUUGGCUACACAAGCUGCACAACAAGCGAAGAUCGAUCAGCUCACACUGGUUGAAAGGUAUUUAACUCAAACUGAUCCUAAGUUUGCAGACUUUUUGGCUACACAAUCUGCAUCGACUGCAGAAACUACUACUGAUUCUCCAAACUCAAACUGA